AUGAAGAUUCCAACUUCUCGAUUGAUAUACCAACGUUCCGUGGCUUCUAUCGGAGUUGUAAACAAUUUGAUAUUGAUUGUUUUGAUUGUUUUCAAAUCUCCAAAACAGUUGGGCUAUUAUAAAUAUCUGAUGUCUUACAUUUCUAUUUUUGAAAUUUUAUACUCUACUUUGGAUUUUGUAUCAGCCGCGGAAAUUUAUAGCAACGAUUCUCUAUUUGUGGUAAUACUCCACAAAAAUCUCGCAAUUCUUUCAGAUGGUUUGUUGAAAUAUGCCAAUCUUGCCUUCUGUAGCCUUUUCGGAAUGUCAAUGGUUAUUUUGGCUAUCCAUUUUGUUUACAGAUAUCUCAUUAUCCUUGGAAGCGGGUUUCUUCGAAAAAGACAUUUUCAAAAAGUUCUCUCUUUUAUUGGAUUCACAGUUAUCGUUGGAUUCCUCUGGGCUCUGUCAAUGUAUUGGUUUCUCAAUAACAAUGUCUACUCUGAUAUUGUAUUGAAGAAAGAUUACCUUGCUCCACGUCAUCUGAAUCUGUCGGAUAUCGAUUACGUUGGAGCACAUUUCUGGCAAAUUGACGGAAAUGGGGCAGAAUUUAUAAAUUGGAAAUCAAUCGGAGCCGUCGCAAUUAUGACAGUUAUUAUAUUCAUAAGUUUCUCUACCGUUUUCUAUUGUGGAUAUCAGAUCUACACUCGGAUGGAAAUAAUGUCUUCUAUCCAAUCUGCUGGAUCCAAAAAUCUUCAAUCCCAACUGUUUUGGGCACUAGUGUUUCAGACAUUAAUUCCAGUUCUCCUAAUGCACAUUCCUGCAUCAAUUGGCUUCAUCACAUCAAUGUUUAAUCAGACAAAUCAGUUUCUGGGAGAAGUGGUAACAUAUUCAAUAUUCAUGUAUCCUGCUCUUGACCCCUUGCCAAAUUUCUUUAUUAUUAAAAGUUUCCGACAAGCGAUUCUAGACUUCCUCGGGUGUCUGAGGAAAGGAAUAGCUCCUGCGAACAGCAAAAACACAAACUCUCAAAAACAGAAUAGUGCACAAGUGGAUCAGAAUUAA
This is a messenger RNA of Caenorhabditis briggsae, 1035 nucleotides long. Lineage: Eukaryota; Metazoa; Nematoda; Chromadorea; Rhabditida; Rhabditidae. The transcript has 7 exons. Gene Ontology annotation, biological process: olfactory behavior; G protein-coupled receptor signaling pathway. The record is from RefSeq and is a predicted model, not a curated record. Gene Ontology annotation, molecular function: G protein-coupled olfactory receptor activity. Bases 1 to 1035 code for a protein of 344 amino acids.